AGUUUCAUUUCAGAGUAAGCAAAAAACAGACCAAACUCAACUGGAGAACGUCUCGACGCGAAUAUAAAGCAUCUUAUUCACUGAUGCCACACUUGAAAAUUGGCUCAGACAACAAUUGCAUUAUUUGAGUUGAUAUAAUUUCGCAUCGCAUUUUUAUUUCGUCUGCGUCAAUUUUAUCUUCGAAUCAUUUGCAUGCAGCGAUAUAAAAAAAAGAACGAAUGAACGAGCACAACACGCGCAGUAACAAACCACUGGAGACUGUUUUGCAUUUAAACGACACUUUUUUUCCAUUACGACUGUGCGCGCACUCUGAUUGAAAACGGCAGGUAUUUAUUUGCAUCGCUGUCGUUUUGUUCAUUUCAUUUAACUGAUCUGAUAUCAGUACUACAUUUCUGGAAUGGUUGUGCUGUCGCGAACGAACGCGAGCGAAACACAGAGCGAGCGAGAGAGAGAAUGUGUCUAAAAUUUUUCCAAUUUGCUUUCUGUCAGCAUAAAACGUUUUUUAUGAGCUUUAAUUCGUUUCGCAUUAAUUUUUUGGUAGGUGAAAAUGCCAUCGUUUUCACACUUUAAUGAUUUGAGACUUUGACACCAACGGAUUUGUUAGCUAAAUACUUUCAACCAAUGGAAAAUAUACGUUCCGGCAAUCACGAUCGAAUUUUCAGUAGAUUUAUACUACCUGAUCGAGUAUUCAAAUCGGUGAUAUUCAUCGUCGUCGAUAUAUCGUGAAAUCAGUACACGAUUAUAUUCUAAAGCCUUUUCAAGCGAGUGAGCGGGAGAGACGCGCGUUUAUUUUUUUUUUUGUGAGGCAUCUGCAUGAGAAAUAAAAUACAGUUGGAGAAACGGUUGAGCGAAGGGGAAAUCGAGUAUCGUGUUUACAUUGCAAUGGCACUCUCUCUCACGUUCUCUUCGCUUCGGUAGCUGUUUGAAUCAGCUGGUUGGCUCGGCAUGUGUUUGCACUGGCAUUAACAAGUGCGACGACGACAACAACGUUCAGUAAGUGUAUUCGGAAGCAAAAUUUUGAAGCCGAACUCAAACGCCACCAGACAUAACAACACAACCGAUUCAGUGGUAGGCGCGUUGCUUCGAUUCCCCUCCAACCAUACGCUCGCGGCCAACGUACUCGCAUUGUUUUGAACGUUUUUUUCCCAUGCUUACCGUAGUCUCUCUGGCAUAUUUCGUGGUCAUUCUAAUGCUUGAAGUUCAGAAUAAUCCGAUUACUACACACGUUCGUUGAACGUUUACUGUUUCCCACCAGCACAGCACAUGUGAUACGAUUCGUAGUUGGUUUCGAAUGAAUGAAAGUGUGCGCCGCUCACAAGCGACAGAGAGGCACAUGAGCAAAAGAGCAGAGCUGGGGAACAGGUUUUUGGCGGAGAAUUCAUCCAUUCACAUACGUUUCUGUGGAUGAGCACAUUUUGACUGUGCGCUCUCAUUCUCCUAACCAACGAAACUCGCUCAUUCACUCCGAUGUUUUGGCACGAUGAUCCAACUUGCGGAACGGCAAAACUGUUCAUAUAUUGUGUUGAUAGCCUGAGAAAAAGUUUAGUUCAUCACAGUCAUUGGUUUGAGCAAUUUGUGUACGACCGCUUUUUUCUCGUUCACGUUGAACACAGCAAACAACACAACCGUUUAUCUCGCAUUGAGUUUUAAAAACACACGUGAAUGAUAAUAUUUAGAUAAAACAAACAUUUCCACUGUACCAAGCUAUUCUUAAACACACACUGUGAAUAAUUCUGUAUGUGAGAGCAUCUCCGGCAAGGAAAACGAGAGCGGAAAGGAGAAGAAAAUAUAACAGCCGUUUCUUUUGUGUUUCAAGUGCUUUGAAAUCAACACAUCUAUAUGAUUUGUUUGGAGCACAUGCCAGAGGACAAGCAGCAACUGUAUUUUUUGUGUGCGUCAAUCAGAGGCGAUUAAAAAAAAAAUUCCAAUCUAAAAUCAACAAUUUGAAUUUAUUAGUGAAGAGUUAACAAGUUUGAAAGAACCAGGAAGAAGCUAAUAAAGUACGUUACAUAACGGCCAAAAUAAGUAAACAGUAAAACAAAUAUCCAGAACAGUUUUGUUGAAUUGCGAUUAAACAGAGUCGAGUGGACUUGAAUCAUUUUACCACCAAUCGUUUUUGAAUGAAAGAAAGAGCACAUAUUUUUUUGUGAAAAAUUUAUCGUUUUUUUUUCUUGCUUCAAACGCAACUAUUUGCCAAUUUGGUGAAAAAUUAUUCGGUUUUGAAAAGAGGAGAAAAAUAUACAGGUUUUAUUAAUUUUUUCGAUGAAAAUAGUGUGGUUUUUUCCGUUACUACUGUUUCGAAGGCGAUUGAACAAUAGUGUGUGGGAUGUUAUUCUAAUUUGAAAAAAAAAUCAAUGUGAAAUCAAAACACGAGCAUAAACACUGUCGCGUCUCGUGAUCCGAAACACAGAAUUUUCACCGAUUUAUUUCUUGAUUUAGUUCUAUCAAAAAGAAAUCCUAGUGUUUGUUAAAAUUCCGAAAUCGCCGCCAGUUUCGCAAGAAAAAGGAAAAAACGGCCAAAAAUUAAAUUAAACGAAAGUUUCAAGCAAGUGUGACCAUUGUGAACCUAUUUUUAUGUUAUGCGUAAAAACCAUUUCAAUUAGAAAGAGUCUUGAGGAAUUUUUGAAAGCAAAAAAAGAGAAAUAUCUAUCGUUGUGUAUGUAUUGAAGGAAAAAGAAGAAAAAUAAAAGCGAACAACACGAACAAAAGGGAAAAGGCAAAGAAACAACAAUUUUCGAACGGGUUUUUUUUCUUGUGAGUUUGUGUGAUUUUGCUACAAAGUCGCCGAAAUAAGUUCAGUGACAGUUUUGACAGAAACAUUGUGACGCUCAUUCGCAUCCUCAGCACAUGAUAUAACUCUUUGAGUUGUGUAUUACAGAGUCGCUAUUUUUUUUGUUCACUUUGAAAUAGUAUACGGGCAUUCGCUCACGUGUACACACACACACACACAACACGCUGUGUGUUCCGUUGAAUAAUAAAAAUCGUAUUUAAAUCAAGGGCAUGUAAAAAAUUCAUAAUCCGCAAAAGGAAAAACGAAAAUUCAAAUAAUCUGACGAGAUAUUCUUCGCACAAACCGAAGAGAAACGAACAGAAGGAAACACACACAGAGAGCGCUAGACGUAUCAACGAACGAUUUUCCUACGUGCAAUGUUUGAUGGCAUCGACCAAUCACCAUCAUCAUCCACACUCAACCAGCUCAUGGACCCCAAUUUUCGAUUCAUUUGGACAUAAGCACUUGUUCACUCUCCUCAUUCGUUUCGCUUUUUAUUUUGGUUAUUAUGCGUCUGGAAAGUUUUAAGUGAAUAGCCCCCGUUGAAUUAUUAACUAUAAAUGUUUUUUUCUGGAUUGUGAUUCGAAUCUUUAUUUAUUCAUGGCUUUAAGCUAAGAACGAGACACAAAUUUUUGGUUUUUCUGCAGAAACUGACUUUAAAUAUCAUUGUGACAAAAAUAUAUGUAUUUAAUUUUAUUAGAGAGUGGUACAAAAAGUAAACAGUGAAAGAAGAUCGUCUAUAUAUUUCAUUGAAAGUUUUGAUAUGAACUCAUUUGUCUGCUUGUGAAGCAAAAAGAAGAACAAUCUUGACAGACGAAGAAACAAACGGAAAAGAUUUUAACACAGAAAGAGACGAGAUUUUUGUGAAUUUUUGAGAAGUUGAUUAAGUGAAAGUAAUCAAAAUGCAGCAUCAUCCUGGUUCUUGGUAUAUGCCAUGGGGUGUGCCGUUACAGAAAAUGGCAUUGGCUGUUCCGUUCCAUCCAACAGUUGCCGCAGUCGGUUAUCACCAGACUCAAACGCCCGGCGUUCAAGUUGCCGCCGGCCCAACCACACAGCAUCAACAUCAACAUCAACAUCAGCACCAACACCAACAACAGCAACACACACAGUCACAUCAUCAUCAGACCUAUCAAACUCAUCAGAUGCAUCCAGCUACAGCGGCACUUCACCAACAGCUACAGCAUCAUCACCCGGCAGCAGCUGCAAUGUUCACACCGUUAUCGUUACGAACGUUCAUCAGCCCGACACCGAAUCACAUGAACUUAGGUCAACAGGCUUUAACAAAUGUUGGAUCAUUGGUGGCGGCACAACAUCAACAGCCCCAUCAACCGAUGCCACAAACGCAACAAAGUCCAGCACAAACGCGUCAUCAUCAAGCGGCCAACGGUUUGCCAACGACCACAAACAAUAAUCAUACAUUGCAAUCGCAUGCAAAUCAAUCGCAACUGAAUGCAAUCAAUUUGAAUGUCGGCUGCGUACCGUUGCGACAAUCAUCAGUUAACCCGAACGGUGGCGCCAUGAUGAUUCCAGUUCAAAAGAUUCUAAUGCCGGACAAAGAGAAGACAAAACUUGUGGCGACAUCAACUGAGAAACGAAAAGCAGAUGAUAUCGAAAUAAAGGAUCUGAAAAAGGCAAAACUAGAAACCAAAGCACUUAAAGCGAAACGGCCCGGAUUCACAGACGAACGAUACCACGAAACUUCUUAUUACACUGAAAAUGGUCUACGAAAAGUUUACCCGUAUUACUUCACAUUUACGACAUUCACCAAAGGUCGUUGGGUAGGUGAGAAAAUUUUAGAUGUAUUCGCUCGUGAAUUUCGUGCCCAUCCAGCUGAAGAGUAUGAACGUUGUAUCAAGGCUGGAACAUUAACCGUUAAUUAUGAAAAAGUGCCAAUCGACUGCCGAUUAAAACAUAAUGAUCUGUUAGCGAACAUUGUCCACAGACAUGAAGUACCAGUCACUAGCCAGCCAAUCACAAUCGUGCAUAUGGACGAUGACAUUGUGGUUGUUAAUAAACCGGCAUCAAUUCCCGUGCAUCCAUGUGGUCGAUACCGCCACAAUACGGUGGUUUUCAUACUGGCUAAGGAAUUCAAUUUGAAAAAUUUACGAACAAUCCACCGCUUGGAUCGUCUUACGUCGGGCCUUUUGCUAUUCGGUCGCAGUCCAAAGAAAGCACGUCAAAUGGAGCAUCAAAUCCGAAAUCGUCAAGUGCAAAAACAGUAUAUGUGUCGCGUCGAAGGUGAUUUCCCCGAUGGCAUUAUCGAAUGUAAGGAACCAAUUGAAGUAGUUAGUUAUAAAAUUGGCGUGUGUAAAGUGUCGCCAAAGGGAAAAGAUUGCAUGACCAUUUUCCAGAAGCUCGGCUACAAUGGCAAAACCAGCGUCGUAUUGUGUAAACCAAAGACCGGUCGCAUGCACCAAAUCCGUGUUCAUUUACAAUUUCUAGGAUAUCCGGUUGUAAACGAUCCGCUUUACAAUCACGACGUAUUUGGACCGUUGAAGGGGCGUGGAGGCGAUAUUGGCGGUAAAACUGAUGAAGAACUCGUUCGCGAUCUUAUAAAUAUUCAUAAUGCCGAAAAUUGGUUGGGAAUUGAUGGCGAUUCAGAGCUGUCACUGUUCAAAACAAUGAAAGCCGAUUCUGACGAUGGUCUCGGCAGCUUAACUGGAAAAGGCACAGUAUUGAGCGAUGAUGAUUCGGAGAGUGUUUCACGUGAAGCAUCGCCGUGCUCGGAGAGUCCACGACCGGUUUCAUUGGGUAGCGAAAGCCCAGUUGAUAGUAUCCAUACAGCAGUUAUGACAUCAACAUCGAUGUCGGCAUGCAGUGCUGCAGACCAAGCAAAGGUUACUGUGGCAACACAAACCGGUCAUGACAACCCAGAUUUCACAUUCAGCCCCGACAAAAUGACAGUUGAUAAACACUGUUACGAGUGCAAAGUUCGUUACCGAGACCCAAAACCACAAGACUUGGUUAUGUACUUGCACGCAUGGAAAUAUCAGGGUCCAGGCUGGGAAUACGAGACUCCACUUCCCGAAUGGGCAAAGGUCGCCUGGGUUGAUUACGAGUCCGAAUAGAUGAUGCUGAUAAACCGUUUUGCUCGAACAUCAAUAACUUAAGCUAUAAUUUUUUACUUCAUUCAAUUUCACCAAAUUUCGAGAGAAGGAACGAACGACGAAGAAAUGGAACACCAUUCGCAUAACACCUCUACGUAUUGAACGUCUCAAAUCGACAUGGCGUUGGCAUAAAAAAAAAUAUAUCGUUUUUCGGUCAUUUCAAGUGCGUUUGAAUUCAACACACAAACACAUUGAAAACUAUGUGUAGGUAUAUAAAUAUAAAAUUUAAGAGUAUCAUGAUAUGAUAAAUGCAUAGUUUAUUUUCCCCCAUUGGUAUGCCCAUUUCACUGUGAAUUUGUACGCAUUUUCGUAUAUAUGAAGAACAAUUUUGAAAAUCCUUCACACGAUGUUAUGGACCGAGUAUGAAAAUUCAAAUGGAUAAAGUAGAAUUUAUAGCUAAGUCAAUGUGAAUUUAUAAAUAACGUAUGUAAUUUUCGAUUUAAGGCAAAGCUUAAACCAUCGAUCGUUAUUUAGAAAAAAAACAUCAACAAUGAAGCUCUUAAGUGUUAUCAUCUAUAUGUUAAUACGGUAAUAUUUGGCUUUGUCAUUUGUCAAGCACAAUUUGUUGUUGAGAGUAAAACGUGAACCAAACCAAUAAGAAAAUAUAAUGUGAGAGAAAUUAAUGUUUCCAACACGAAACAAAAAACAAAGAAACAAGAAAAAAAAACAUUGAUAAAUAAUUUGAAGAUUUGUUAAAGAUUUUUUAGCUUUAUAUUUGAUCAUUCGCGUGAAGAUAGUAGAAAUCGAGGAAAUAAAUUACACACACACACAUACACAUUCUGAUCUUAGAUUAAAAUGAAUAAGGAGAAAAAUAAAAUGAAGAGAAAAAAAACCAGUCCGAAUACCAUAAUAAUGUCAAAUCAAAGAAUCAUAUUUUAGUAGUUUAAUACUAACAAAUCAAACCCAUAAAAGACAAUAUAUAUUCAAGGCAAGUGGAUGCUGAUUGAACCUUUCGGUCAAUGAUGAACAACAAUUUUGUUUCUUUUUUUCGUCGAAUAGCCGAUUAUUCUAGAAUUACUGUGAAUAUAAAAUCCAGAUUAUUAUUAUUAACCUAAAGUAUGAUUAUAAAUGUAAAUGAUGAAGCACAUUUCAAUGGACAGCUCUCUGCUCCAUUCGUAGGAAUAGUUUUUUUUUUGUUUUAUCCUUUAGUUUUUCUUUUCUUUUUCUCUCUUUUUUUCCCCUUUUUUCUGACCUACUCUUCUGGAGAUGACCUUCUCUUUUUCAUUGCCACAGCUUCUCUGUUUAAAUGCAAACUACGGCUAAUUCGAUUGCAUCUUUUGCUGUAAAAACACCCCUUUCCUUCAACAAACAUACCGUUAUUGUUUAACAAUUUACACGAAAAACAAAGGAAAAAUACAAAAUAUUGGUCGUACGAUAGUUUAAAUGAAGCGCACAUCGGGCAUACAAUGUAACGUUUAGUGUCAUAUAAAAUUGAUAAAUUUUUUUCUCUCUUUUCAUUCCAAUAAAAAUUUAAAACAUUUCAAUGUAUCAACUGAA
This is a messenger RNA of Sitodiplosis mosellana (orange wheat blossom midge), 7374 nucleotides long. RefSeq names its product pseudouridylate synthase RPUSD2-like. Bases 3673 to 5838 code for a protein of 721 amino acids. Gene Ontology annotation, biological process: pseudouridine synthesis. The transcript has 13 exons. Gene Ontology annotation, molecular function: pseudouridine synthase activity; RNA binding. The record is from RefSeq and is a predicted model, not a curated record. NCBI's taxonomy places the organism in Eukaryota, Metazoa, Arthropoda, Insecta, Diptera, Cecidomyiidae.